Lodderomyces orthopsilosis Co 90-125 is the source of this 12396-nucleotide messenger RNA. It is a transcript of the gene DYN1, whose product is annotated as dynein heavy chain. The record is from RefSeq and is a predicted model, not a curated record. Gene Ontology annotation, biological process: microtubule-based movement. Gene Ontology annotation, cellular component: dynein complex. The coding region runs from base 1 to 12396 and encodes 4131 amino acids. NCBI's taxonomy places the organism in Eukaryota, Fungi, Ascomycota, Pichiomycetes, Serinales, Debaryomycetaceae. The transcript has a single exon. Gene Ontology annotation, molecular function: dynein light intermediate chain binding; ATP hydrolysis activity; minus-end-directed microtubule motor activity.
AUGGCUCCAUCAGUGGAAGAUAUGGGCCAAUAUCAAGCCCUUUAUGAUCAUAUUUUAGACUUUAUCAAAAUCAUAGAUGGAGCGGAAGCCACCAUAGAGGAUAAUGGUGGUUGUAUACGAGAGUUUUCAAACAACCACGAUCCAGAUACGCUUCUUAUAUCCAAUGAGAGAAACCAUAAUCAGCAUAAAAUAUAUAAUGCCACAACCUCCAUAAAACCAAUUAUUGAUGAGGUUGAGUCCAUAACAUUCGUUAUUAAAUCGAAAGGAGCGCUUGUGCUGGAUAAACCGUUUGGUUCUCAAUUGAAUAUAAUGAACAUACCAGUGAGUUCAGACGCCAACACCAAAGAAUUGUCCAUUGACGCUUUGAAGUCAGCACUAGAUUUGGGUCUAUUACCUUACUAUGAUCUAAUAACGCCAGAGAGGGGCUCAACUUUGACAAGGAAAAGAUUCAAUGAGCUAUCCCUGGCGUUACAAACCACACGCACGAUUCAGAUACCUAAUCUAAUCUUGACAACUCACCCGAAGAUUAAAAGCAUAAUAUCAGGGGGGGUAGUACUCUCACAAGAUUUAUUUGAUGACAUCGCUUUCAUCAACGAACUUACCACUGUUUCUAAUGAUUGGAUCAACCAGGUGCAGUCUAUCACAAAAAUCGCACACUCCACGUUGGAUAGUACAUCCUUGCGGGAUGAAAUACAAUUUUGGAACACAGUAGAAUUAGCAUUGGCAUCGAUUGACAAACAGAUAAAAACUCCAGAGGUUACAACAACUUUGGAAGUCUUGAGCAAAGCACGCAAAUUCCAUGUCACUUUAAGUUUUGACAAUGAUAUGGGCUUGAAAGAAAUGGCUUCAACUGCGGCAUCAUAUAGGGCUUUUUUCAGAGAUAUACCAAUCGACAAGCUUUUGGACGGCGAAAAUGCAAAUUACGAAUCAUUCAAGAACGCAGUAUAUGAUGUAUUGUCGCAUAUAAAUCAAAAAUUGUCACUAUUGCCAAUAUCCGCAGGAGUUGAUAUUGUUCAAUUAUUAUUAGUAGAUGUUGGAACAAAACUCCGGGAGUUGAUUUCCAAGCACGAGAUUAUGUCUCUAGGGUACACCUCGUUCAUGAAUCACCAGUUGAUUGUAGCUAAGACCAUUGAGUCGAUCCAAGGUAAACUCAAAUUAUCGACAACUACGUUAAGAGAGCUUGCUAGGAGACGUCAAGAAAAAGCCAAACUGGUUACCAUGGACAAAAUAGAACUCGAUGCUAUCGAUUCCAGGUUGCAGAUAUUGACCACAUUUCGUAACAACCAUGAAAGAUUGAUACACAGUGUUGAGAAUGCACUUGCUGGUGAUGAAAAAUCAAAGUGUGUUAGAGAUCUCCUUGAGGCGUACAGCAAGUACAUCAUCCCCAUCAAUAUCGUUGACGUGUCACACGAAGGAAAGUUGGUUUGGAACAUGCAUGAAAAUGCUUAUAGGCAAGUUUACAAUUCCAUUUUCACAAGUGUUGUAACCAAGAUUAAUGGAUUUUUCAACAAUGCUGAACAAUUUUCGGACUAUUUAAAUAUAUACCACCAAUAUUUCCCCAACUUAGACCCUGCGAUGGAUGGUACUCCAUCGUUUAUGACUAUCCAAGAUAAUCAUAAGUUGAAAAUUCUUGACCGUGCAAUGCUUGAAAUUCAAUGGAUAAAAGAGGGCAUCAAUACUCCCAUGAACUGUGAUUAUACAAAGGUAGUACAUAACAUCGGCUUGAUAUCUAAGUUGAACUUUUACCGCGAGUCGCUAAAUGCACUUUUAGGCGCAGAUUGGAUCAACUACUCUGUUGGAUCAAAAAUUGAUGCUUUAACGAGCACCUUAAUUGCCAGUUUAAAUCCAGAGACGGCAUUUCAAAGAUGGAUUGCAAAUGACAAAGUUCAAAAUCCCAAAACAAUGGGAGUAGUUUUGAAACAAUCUAAGCGAAAUGAUGGCAGGUACACACUAGAACUAAAUGCAGAUUUGGAAAAGCUUCAUCUGUAUGAAAAAAUACUCAUUUUGAAAAAUUUGGGGUUGAAUGCUUCCUUCUUGCUACCUUACAAAAAACAGGUCGCAUUAUUUCACAUGGCAAUUGAGAUUCAAAAUAUAAUCACCACGAUCACUAGAGCUUUUGAAAUAACUCCCAAUGAGAGAACUCACGUAUUCGAAUUUGUUUCCGAGGAUAUGUAUAAACUCGUCCCUUUGACGAAACAACUUUCCAAAAUAGAAUGGAUACAUUUGUCGCAAGCAAUUGAUUUGGUCCACCAAAAUGAUGCUGUGUUGAUGAGGAGUGAGUGCUUGGUAGAGAUGCAGGCUUUAAAUUGUUUACAAGAAAUGACUCAGCUAUUGAUGCACAUUAAUACCCAAAUCACCAAACUCCAAAAUUUUUUCAUUUUUAUGGAAGGAUGUUUGUAUGAGCUUAAAACAGUACAUUUUGUUGCGGAACAUUUUCUGGAGAUUUUGAACAGAUUGCUACAAAAAUUGGAGGAGAUUACUUUGGAUGGAAUUACAUUAGUUGAUAACUUGAAAUCCUUGGUUUAUUGCGAAAUUCAAUCUUGUCUAUAUGAAAGGUUGCAUGACCAAAUGACAAUAUUUUAUAAUGUAUUAUCCUCAGAAGCGUGGGAAUCGUCUGACAAUUUUGAAAAGGAUGUAUCAGAAUCUUCCUCCUAUUUUCACACGUUAACAUUCAAUGAGGGGGUAAUUGUAUCCAGUCCUUUAUUGAAAGAUGGCAGAAAUCAUUUGUUUAUGAAAGUGAACCAACUUGUGGCGAUUGUUGCCGAUCAAGAUUUGAGCAUAAUAAGAAGAAACACGAUGCAAGCUACAAUGGGUAAACACGACACCAUUUCUGGCUCUACCGACAAGAUUUUGAAUCUUGUCACCGAAAAGAUUGAUGCAAUUUAUACCGACAUUGAAAACUAUUUACGCAAAUGGAGAACGAUUCAAAAUUUGUUGGACGCAGGUCUUGACGAGGACAUGGAUUGUAUAUUUUCUGGAAAUAAUAUCGGUAGCUGGUACCAGAGUUUACGAGACAUUUGUGAUUUUGGUAAAGUAUUUGAUGAGCCUAGGGUAGCAUUUGGUGGAUUAGUGAUCGUUGAAACAAAACAAGUGCAAUCAAAAUUGUCAGUUCUUUAUGAAACUUUCAAAAGAAACUUGACUGCUCAAUUUUCAGUUAAGUUUGCUCAAGCUAUCAGAACUUUGGGGUUGCAAAUUGAAACUGCACAAAAAAGGUUGAAUAAACGUCUCAAUUUCAAUCUGGCUGGCCGUCAACUUGUUUUUGAUUUGGGUGACGUAAUUCAGAUUAGUGGCGAAACUCAUGAAUGGGAAAGGUCAAUCCUCUUAUUUGCUACGAUUGAGAAAUUCAUCUCGAAACAUCGUUUCAAAUUUCCUCCCGAUUGGUUAUACACGACGCAAUUGGACAUGGAUUUUUCAAAAGUGCAAGCUUUAUUGAAAGAAAAGAUUCAAUUGGUUGAGAGGAACAAAGAGUUGGUGUCGUCAACCGUGAAGCAUGAGUCAUUUGAAACGAGUAAGGCUGUAAGAGAAUUGGGCGAUGAAUGGGCAAAAGCAAGACCAGUUGCUGGUGGCUUGAGGCCAGCAAUCGCUCUCCAAUGCUUGAACGAUUUCCAACACAAGUUUCAAGACUUGCUCUCUUAUGGGAAGUUACUUAAUGAAGUUGCAAAAACCAUGAAUAUAGAGCCACCAUUCAAUUACGAUAUGCUGGAAGUAAUGGAUGACAUUUUAAAUCUCAAACAAGUUUGGUCCUCUGUGAAUGUGCUAUGGGAAGAAUUACUGCAAAUGAAGCUUACACCGUGGAGGGAUUUGAAUCCACAAGAAGUAAGCCUGAAGUUACACAAUCUUUCAAGUUCAAUUAAAGAACUCCCAUUCAGUAUUCGACAAUACUCAGCAGUCGAUGAGCUUCGAGAAGAAGUCAAGAGAUAUUUGAAAGUACACCCAAAAGUGUUGCACUUGAGCAAUUCAUCCCUCAAGGAACGCCACUGGAAGAAAAUUAUGGAUCAAUUGUGUCCUUCAACAAAAGCUACAAACUUUACUCUUGGCAUAGUGUGGCAGUUGAAUAUGGAUAUAAAUUUUCAAUUGAUCCAGGAUGUUUUGGACCAGGCCCGCGAUGAACGGACAAUUGAGGAAAGUGUUGAAAAAAUCGAAGAAAAUUGGUCUGGAACAUAUUUUGAGUUAUUUAACUACGAGAAUAAAUGUCGUUUAGUUAAAAAUUGGGAUUCCGUAUUUGAUCAAUGCGAAGCAGACCUUGAGGUCAUUAACUCAAUGAAGAAAUCCCUAUACUACGAUACUUUUGAAAAAGAAGUGUCAGAAUGGGAACGGAAAUUAAACACCCUUCACUCAGUAUUGGACAUUUGGGUCGAAGUUCAACGAGAGUAUAUUCACCUAGAUGGAGUCCUCGGAAAGGAUAAUAAUGAAGUGAGGAACUUGUUGCCCCUUGAAUAUUCUCGAUUCCAAAAUUUAAGCUAUGAAUUUAUAUCCCUAUUGAAACAAAUUUACAAGUAUGACCAAGUUAUUGAUGUUAUCAUGAUUGGAGACAUACAAGGUCAAAUGAGCCGCUUUUCAAGCAGUUUAAAGAGGAUUCAAAAGUCUUUAUCAGAGUAUUUAGAAAAACAACGAGACCUAUUCCCCCGCUUUUUCUUUUUGGGAGAUGAAGACUUACUUGAGGUGAUAGGCUUUACAAAAAAUAUUACUAGAAUCAAUAAACACAUAAAGAAGAUGUUUGGGGGUGCCGCAAGAAUCAAUUUCGAUGAUACUUGCCAUUCCAUUAUAAGUGUGGAUAGUGAAGAGGGCGAAACAUUGAGAUUGGUCGAGCGAGUUUCAUUGGUGAAGUAUCCAAUGCUUCAUGAGUGGCUCGUAGAGUUAGAGCUUCAAAUUCAACAAUCUUUGAGGCACCAGCUUUGCUCGAAUUAUGAGGCGUGGGAGACUUUUGUCAGAAAUGGACUGGAAGCUGAAAUGCUUGAACUCAUAAGUGGAACUUCUGGCCAGAUUUCCAUUCUUUCAGUUCAGAUCAUUUACACCGAUUGGAUUGAAAGUUCCAUCCUGUCUGAUAUGAAUGACAUUGCCACUCGAACUGAUGAGCUAAUCCAGUUACUUACGCGGCUACUCAAAAUCUGUCCAGAUGCGAUAUUACGAAAAAAGUCACAAAACCUUAUUAUUGAGCUUUUACAACAAAAGCAGCUCAUUCGUACACUUUGUGCUUCAAAUAUAGAAAGCAGAAAGGCGCUGUGGGCUGUACAGCAAAAGUUUUAUCUUGAAAAAAGCACAUUCGAGGUAGUGAUGAAACAAGCUUACUCCACGUUUGAUUAUGGAUUUGAAUACAUGGGUGUUCCUGAGAAAUUGGCUUACUCUCCUUUACUCAACGACUGUUUUUUGAACAUGAUACAGGCCUUGUCUAUGAGAUUAGGGGGCUCGCCUGUUGGACCGUCGGGUACAGGAAAGACGGAGUCAAUCAAAGCGCUUGGUCAGAAUUUGGGGAAAAUGGUUGUUGUUUUCUGUUGUGAUGAACAAUUUGACUAUCUGUCCAUGGGAAGGAUUUUCCAUGGGCUAUGCAGAGUCGGUGCUUGGGGUUGUUUUGAUGAAUUCAAUCGAUUGGAAGAGCGAAGUUUGAGUGCUAUAUCCUCACAAAUUGAAACGAUUCAAGACGGGCUUCAACAUCCACUGGAGCUGAUUGAAUUGUCGGGUCGCUUCUUGCAAGUUAAUCCUGACACUGCUUUGUUUGUCACUAUGAAUCCAGGGUAUGCUGGUAGAAACGAGUUGCCCGAAAAUUUGAAGAAAUUGUUCAGAACAUUUCAAAUGGUGCAGCCUGAUGUUCAAAUUAUCAUUGAAGUAUUGUUAACUUCUAUCACGUUUGCGUUUGCUCAAGAAUUGUCCGUAACAAUUACUCUGUUCUUUACGGAAAUUGCAACAAAAGUAUCUAACCAAAGACAUUAUGAUUUCGGGUUGAGAGCGAUAAAAACAACACUCGGAUUGUGUGGUAAAUUGAAGUACAAGGACAAUACUGAAGGUGAUAAAAUAAAGUCAAAAGAGUACGAAAUCGUUAAACAGAGCAUACAUGAAACGGUAUUGCCAAAGUUGACUUCUAGCGAUGUGGAAACGUUUAUGCUCUUACAAGAACAUUGCUUCCCCAAUGUGAAAAUUUCAUUAGGAACAACCGACUUGUGUUUGGAAUUGGAAAAGAUAUGCAACGAGAUGGGUUAUCAUAUCAAUCUGGGUAUUGUUCAGAAGGCUUUGCAGUUAGCCAGCAUUCAAAGAUCCAGUCAUGGAAUAAUGCUUAGUGGAGAAUCUGGAUCAGGGAAAUCAACCGUGUUGAAAAUGACCAUGAAGGCGUUGAUGGCGCUUGAGGGUGUAGAACACACCUCAGUCAUAAUAAGUCCCAAAGUAUUUUCCAAAGACCAUUUGUACGGAAAAUUUGACGCCCUUACUAAACAAUGGACUGAUGGUUUAUUCACUAAUGUGUUUCGAAAAAUUCAAGAAAAUUCAAGAGGUGAAUUGGGGAAGAGGACGUGGAUCGUGCUUGAUGGAGAUGUUGAUCCUAUAUGGGCAGAAAACCUCAAUAGUGUUUUGGAUGACAACCGGGUACUUACUUUGCCAACUGGAGAGCGUUUGGUAUUGCCCUCGUCUGUGUCAAUUGUGUUUGAAACCACCCACUUGGAAAAUGCGACCCCUGCCACCAUUAGCAGAUGUGGAAUGAUUUGGUUUGAUAGAUCGUUAGUGACCAACAAUGAUUUGUGCGCAGGUCUUCAUUUCCGAUUGACACAUAGCAACAUUCGCCUUGAAGAUGAGAGUCUCCAGAACAAGCUGCAUCUAUCCUCGUUGACAAAGGAGUUAAUGGGCUACGUCGUUACGAUAUUGACACCUAGUUUGAUAGAGCGUCUAGAUGCUCGUAGUAGGGAAUUGGAUCACGUUAUGUACUAUUCUCGUGAAAGAGCUAUCAAUAGUUUACAAGCGUUAGUCAUCAACUAUAUUAAAAGCUUUUUGCAAAAAGCCACAACAUUCAAGGUUGGCUCUAUGCAUACGAAAGAGUAUGCUGGUAAAGUGGUGGCUUUAGCUAUGAUUUGGGCAUUUGCAGGUGAUUGCUCUUCUGAAGAGAGAUUUCAAUUUGGGCACGAAAUGACGGCGCUCAGCGACUUUGCCUUCUUAGACUUUCCAGAAGGAAAUAUUUUGGAUUAUGAAGUUGGCUUCCCAGAGGCGGAAUGGAUUCCAAUAGAGUCAAAAGUUGGAACAUUGAAUUUACAACCUCAAGAGAUCACUAACCCAAACAUUAUCGUACCCACUGUUGACACAAUAAAACACGAGGCUUUGAUCUAUGCCAUGAUUGAAGAGCAUAGACCUUUGAUAUUGUGUGGUCCUCCUGGUUCUGGAAAAACCAUGACUUUAUUCAAGGCACUCUCCAAAUCUUCACAGUUUGACGUUCUUGCACUCAAUUUUUCAAAAGAAAGUACUCCACAAUCUUUACUCAAUUCCAUGGAAAACUUUUGUGAGUACAGACGAGUGAAUGGAGGAGUCUCACUUUGCCCUAGAACCAAUGGGAAAUGGGUGGUUGUGUUUUGUGAUGAAAUAAAUUUGCCGGGACUUGAUAGAUUCGGCACGCAGACGGUGAUAUCAUUGAUCAGGCAAAUGAUUGAACAAAAUGGGUUUUGGAGACCAAAAGACAUGCAAUGGGUGACCCUUCGCAAUAUACAGUUUGUUGGUGCAUGUAAUUCUCCUAAAGAUCCUGGUCGAUAUGAAUUGAACCCCAGCUUCUUGCGCCAUGUAUGUUUGGUGCAAGUGAAUUAUCCUGGAGAGCUAUCCCUACUUCGAAUAUAUCAAACGUUAAAUGACGCAAUUUUCAAAUGUGCUCCAAACAUGAAACCUUUUGUGAACCAAGUAACACGUGCUAGUAUUGAUAUAUACGAGAAAUCGAAAUCAAAACUAGUGAAUUACGUAUACUCACCUAGAGAGUUGACUCGAUGGAGUAGAGGCUUAUUUGAAGCGUUGAAAAGUAUUGAGUAUAAAGAUUUAACUCAAUUUUUGCGUUUGUGGUAUAACGAAGGGUUGAGAUUGUUUUAUGAUAGAUUGACUAGUGACCAGGAUAAGCAAUGGACCAUGGAUUUGUUUCAUAGCGUUUGCGCAACCCAUUUUCCUAAUGUCGAUUUGGAAGCAUGUUUCAAAGCUCCUGUUUUUUUUAGCGAUUGGAUGACGUCGCAUUACCAAUCAGUCAACAGUCAAGAGCUCAAACGCUUUGUUAACGAAAGAUUGAGGGUCUACAGUGAAGAAGAAAUUGAGUCUGAUUUAAUAUUGCACGAAGAAAUGUUGGAUCACAUAUUGAGGAUUGAUCGGGUUUUAAAACAGCCCCAGGGCCAUUUGAUACUUGUUGGACCAAGUUCAAGUGGUAGAACAACCUUAUCGAGAUUUGUCGCCUGGAUGAAUGGGAUAAAGAUAGCCCAAUUAAGUGUCAAGACUGGCUAUAGCAUUGACGACUUUGAUGAGUUUUUGAGACGGUUGCUAUUACGCGUGGUAGAUGGAGAGAGAAUAUGUAUGAUUGUUGAUGAAUCGAGCAUUGUUGAAGCGUCAUUCAUCGAGAGAAUGAAUGUUUUGUUAGCAAACGCAGAAGUUCCAGGAUUAUUCGAGGGGGAAAACCAUGCUUCUUUGAUGAGCAAGUGCGCGGAAAAGUCACAAUUACAGGGGUUGUUUCUCGAUUCAGAUAGUGAAUUAAGUCGUUGGUUUACUGAUCAGAUAUCGCAAAACUUGCAUGUCAUUUUCACAAUUGGUGAGUCCCAGAAGGGCAAAGGCAGCGAGAUUUUAUCAUCUCCAGCCUUGUUCAAUAGAUGUGUUUUGAGCUGGAUGGGUGAAUGGUCUAAGUCUUGUUUGUUGAAUAUUGCGUCAUCAAAAUUAAACAAUUUGGUAUUGGACACGUCAAGAAUUACGCUUGCUGAAGAGGACCUGGAAAAGUCGAAAAGUACCAACAGAGGCUAUAAGGAACUUGUCAUUGAGUACUUGGUAUUUGUUCAUUAUACUAUUAAAAAUUUAAAUUUUGCCCAUGAAACCAAUCACCCUGGCAAAUUUUUGAGACUUCUCGAAACGUUUAUUACGUUGUGUGCUCGAAAGAGAGAUGAGGCAGAUGAGAGACAAAGACAUGUUAUUGUUGGACUAGAAAAGCUCCAAGAAACUGUGAUACAAGUAGACAAGAUGAAAUCGUUUCUAGCAUCGAAAGAAAAGGAAUUGGUGACAAAGGACUAUGAAGCCAGGCAAAUGUUGAACCAGAUGCUCGUGGAUCAAAAUGAGGCUGAAAGGAAACAGGAGUUCUCUAUAGAGACACAAGCAGAACUAGAGAAGCAAGAGGCACGCAUUUUUCUGAGAAGAGAGACUGUUUUGAAGGAACUUGCAAUGGUUGAGCCAGCAGUUCUUGAAGCACAGAGAGGAGUUCAAAAUAUAAAGAAACAGCACUUGACUGAGAUUAGAAGCAUGUCGAAUCCUCCUGCGGCGGUGAAGAUGACUAUGGAAUCUGUUUGUGUAUUGUUAGGAUAUCGCGUGUCAAGCUGGAGAGAUGUACAAUUGGCAAUUAGGGGAGAUGAUUUCAUUCCGAACAUCGUGAAUUUCAAUUGUGAAUAUCAAUUACCAAUCGAACUAAAAGAAUUCAUGGAACAAACUUAUUUGUCGCGACCAGACUUUACUUUUGAAGUUGCCCAUAGAGCUAGUAAGGCUUGUGGGCCGUUGUUAGAAUGGGUCCGAGCACAACUUGCGUAUUCCCUGAUAUUAAAAGAGGUUGGUCCACUACGCGACGAAGUGAAUAUGUUAGAACAAAGAACAGCUAAAACAAAGGCUCACUUGAUUGCCAUUGAUCAAAUGAUUAAAGAAUUGGAGGUCAAGAUUGACCAGUGCAAAGAUAGCUACAGUGAAUUGAUAAGAGAGUCGGAGAAAAUAAAAAUUGAGUCAGCUGAGGUGCUGCAAAAGCUUCUGCGCAGUAUUGCAUUGGUUGAAGAUCUUGAAAAGGAAAGAAUAAGGUGGAAGGAGUCAAUCAGACUAUUCGAUCUAACGAACGAACAGUUGGUCGGUACAGCUUUAUUGUGUGCGUCAUUUGUAUCGUAUGCCGGAGCUCUAGAUGAAAAGGGUCGUGAUUAUUUGCUCAAGGUUUGGAAGAAAUGUCUAGCCGAUUUGGACAUUGCAUAUGACGAAACUCUACCUAUCGUGGAUUACUUGAUGAGAAAAGACGACCUUCAGCGUUGGUUGGAGAAUGGGUUGUCAGAUGAUAAUUUGAUCAAGACAAACGUUGCCUUAUUGAGUUGGGUCGAACAUCCAAUUAUAAUCGAUCCAACAGGGACUAUCGUGGACCUUAUUGUUAAGUCAUAUCCAACCAAGAUGCUUUCAGUGACAGCAUUCAACAAUGAAGGUUUCUUAAACAGUUUGGAAAACUCGUUGCGUUUUGGUGGGGUGCUUGUCAUAGAAGAUGGUGAACAAUACAACCCCAUUGUCGAUGACUUGUUAAGACGUACAAUCCAUAGAAACGGCGGGAGAAUGAUGGUUGAACUUGGUGGCAAACUUGUGGAUUAUAAUCCCCGGUUCAAGAUGAUAAUGUGUACGAAAGAGCCCGUUCUUGAUCUUAGUGAUUUUGUACAAUCAAGAACUAAUAUUGUAAACUUUUCAAUCACAAGUGGAACUUUGGAAAACAGAAUACUGAACAAAGCUUUGCAGGUGUCAAACCCUGAAUUGGAGAAACAAAGAGCGGAAUUGAUUCUUGCAAGGAGUGAAAUAGCAACACGUUUACAGAAUCUUGAAGAUGAGUUAUUAAUGUCUUUGAGCGCCACUACCGAGAGCAUUGUGGAGGACGACAAAAUUCUUGGAACUCUAGAAACAUUGAAGAAAAAUGGCGUAGAUCUCUCCAAGAGACUUGAAAAUGCAAAGGACGUCAUGGCCGAGGUAGAUGGAGUGAGAGAGAAAUUCAAUUCAAUUGCUAGUCAAUGCGUGGGUAUCAAUCGGUUGUUGUGUUCGCUCGAGAAUUUUUCGCAGUUUUACCGACUUCCGAUAUCCGGGUUUUUAAAUCUUUGUUUCGAUGUGAUGAUAGGAAACGACUGGCUGGAUCCAGAAGCAAUUGAGUUCAAAAUGUAUUGUGAGACGUAUGACGUGGUCUCUCCAUCAUUGGCUUAUGAGGAUAAAAUAGCAUUGGCAAUGCUAUUGGUUAUUUUGUGGAACAUCAUUCAUAAGGGGUCGCUAUAUAAAGACGCCGUGAAAUAUAUAUUGCAACAUUUGCUCAAUCAUGAGACUUUGGAGGAAUCAUUCAUGAAUUCUUUUGUUUUGAGAAACCAAGCCAAUGAAACCAACCACCUAAAUGAAGAUAAAAUUUCUGCUGUUACGAGUGCUAUCUCUACAUUGGUCGGGCUGACAAAUAAUUCAGGAGCUCACCUUUUUGAAACAUUUGGUCAGUUUUGUCACCCCCUUUUUCAUAAUCUUCCAUUCGAAUCGAAGUACAAUACGGAAUACUGGCUUGAGAAAUUUCAAUUCCUUUUAGCAUUAUCUCCCUAUGGAUUUGAUCCCACUUUCAAGCUUCUCGAGGUAGCAGAGAUGUUCAAGGAGAAAGCCAUAGUGGUAUCUAUGGGUUCCAAGGAAAGCAUUGAUGCUGUUGGCAAAGGGAUAGAGAAAGCGCGCAAGGAACCAAUCUGGAUCAUUGUGCAAAAUGUUCACUUGGCCCCUACAUGGUUAGCGCAGUUGAAAGUCGUUAUGCCUGAACUCGACAUCCAUCCAAGAUCAAAAUUGCUAUUGACCAGCGAUGCCAAUUCAAGAUUGCCCCAAGUUUUAACUUCUCAGAGCAAGGUGCUUUAUUUUGAACGAGAAACCUCAUUUCAAAAAACUGUUCAGGAGUCUUUUUCAACUAUUCCCACUCGUCUAUUGUCAAGUCCGGUAAAUUUGCAUGUAUUUUUGUUGUUAUCUUGGUUUCACGGAUUAAUCACUGAAAUGUGUCGCUACACUCCAUUUACAUUCAAAAAUAAGUUUGAUGUGAACGACUCAGAUUUGUACUGUGGAAUAAAUGUAGUUGAGAAGACAGUCCGAGCUACUAAUGGACAAGCUGAAUUGAUACCCUGGGAAGAGAUAAGAAUCUUGCUCAGUGAUGUUGUUUAUGGUGGUAAGAUAUCUAAUUCAGAGGAUCACGAAUAUCUUCAAAAACUUUGCAACCACAUCUUCAACAGUAAUUCACUCAGGCUGGAUUUCAAUUUAAUCGAGAAUGAGCUUACAGCUAAAAGCAAUGAAGCUCUACAUGUCCCGGAUAGCAAUACAAUCCUGGCAUACACCAACUGGCUUGAAAGUUUGCCCCAUGAUAUCCCCCUUUCAUGGCUCGAGUUGGAACAAAGCGUCAAACAGUCAAUGACUAGAAAGUCCAACGAAGAGGUAAUAAGGAAAGUCUUGCAGUUAAUAGAUACAGUUUAG